AUGCGAAGGGUAGGUCGAGAUCAAGAUUUCUGUGUAGUUGCUCGAUACAGAUUGCCAACUACAUUUAAUCAUAGUACCAAAUCGUAUUUGAAGUCACUGUGUCCUUUGUUGAUCGCAGAUUGCUCGCUAAUGCAACUGCGACCACAGAUUGCACUGAUGGUUGGUUUUACUUCCGUUCUUAUGGAUGCUGUCGAAAUGGGUGGGAAAAAGGAGAAGGAAUUGAUAACGACUCUUUUCUUACUUCAACAUCAUCUUAAAAAAUUAGCCAGAUUACCGCCGCAUGUACAUUGGUUUUUAAUUUAUGUAUGCCAUCCUUUGCGAACAUGA
This is a messenger RNA of Acanthocheilonema viteae, 327 nucleotides long. The record is from the annotation of a GenBank genome assembly. Lineage: Eukaryota; Metazoa; Nematoda; Chromadorea; Rhabditida; Onchocercidae.